Molecule: messenger RNA, 1316 nt
Organism: Talaromyces stipitatus ATCC 10500
Lineage: Eukaryota; Fungi; Ascomycota; Eurotiomycetes; Eurotiales; Trichocomaceae
Product: succinyl-CoA synthetase alpha subunit, putative
Exons: 7
Coding region: 128-1120 (330 amino acids)
Biological process (GO): tricarboxylic acid cycle
Cellular component (GO): succinate-CoA ligase complex (ADP-forming); mitochondrion
Molecular function (GO): succinate-CoA ligase (ADP-forming) activity; succinate-CoA ligase (GDP-forming) activity
Source: RefSeq, a predicted model, not a curated record
GUACAACAUCCCAGCAAGCUGCGAUAGUCCCCUGGUUCAUUCUUUCUCGACGCCAGACCAACCUCCACUCUUUGCUUUCGUUUCGUUUUCUUUUCUUCGGAUUCCCCAGGAAUAAGCCUUUACAGCCAUGCAGGCUUUCCGUCGUAAUACUCUUUCUGCCCUGCAGAAUGCUACCAAGCAGCGCCGAACCUACAUCGGUGCCAGCUCAGCAUAUUCAUCAACAAUCGGCAACCUCCGUAUAAACUCUGAGACUCGUGUCAUUUUCCAGGGUUUUACGGGUAAACAAGGAACUUUCCAUGCUGAGCAAGCCAUAGCAUACGGCACCAAGGUUGUUGGCGGAACGAAUCCCAAGAAAGCCGGAACUACACAUUUGGACCGACCUGUUUUCGCUACAGUGAGCGAUGCUGUGAAAGAGACUGGUGCUACUGCAUCCGCCAUCUUCGUCCCCCCACCGCUGGCCGCUGCGGGUAUCGAAGAGGCCAUUGCUGCUGAAAUCCCUCUCGUUGUUUGCAUUACUGAGGGUAUUCCUCAACAUGACAUGGUGCGCAUCACCGAUAUCUUGAAGACCCAAAACAAGACACGACUGGUCGGCCCCAACUGUCCCGGUAUCAUUGCUCCUGGUCAAUGCAAAAUCGGUAUCAUGCCUGGUUUCAUUCACAAGCGCGGACGUAUUGGUAUCGUCUCUCGUUCCGGUACUUUGACCUACGAAGCUGUCAACCAGACCACUCAUGCUGGCUUGGGUCAAUCUCUCGUCGUUGGUAUUGGCGGUGACCCCUUCUCCGGAACAAACUUCAUUGACUGCCUGAGGGUCUUCCUCGAAGAUGAGGAGACCGAUGGUAUUAUCAUGAUUGGUGAAAUCGGUGGUAGCGCUGAGGAGGAUGCUGCUGAGUUCCUGAAAUCAGAGAACAAGCAGAACAAGCCUACUGUGAGCUUCAUUGCCGGUAUCAGUGCUCCUCCUGGCCGCCGAAUGGGUCACGCUGGUGCUAUUGUCAGCGGUGGUAAAGGUGGUGCCGACUCCAAGAUCUCUGCUCUCGAAGCUGCCGGCGUUAUCGUUGAGCGAAGCCCUGCUCACCUUGGUAAGGCUCUUCGGGACGAGUUUGUGAGACGUGAUCUACUUUAAAGUGGUGCUAUGGUUUGAGGACAUUGUGCCGUCCUUUUCGUCUACAAUCAUUACGAGUUGGAGCUGAAAGAUUUACAUGUCCUGGUAGAUACGAUGAGUGGUUGUACUUUGUUCCAUUUGUGUGUUGAUACUUGAUAGUUCAUAUCCCGAUAGAUGUGCGUUUUACCUAAUGAGACCUCUGUUUUGAGACAACAGG